AAUCAAACAUGGAGGACGAGGUAGCAUGGUGUCCAAAUACGUACCUGCGUUUUCUGCAUUUUUAGGAACACGUCUCUUUUUAAUUUUUUUAUUGAUUAGUUAAACUAAAAGAAAAUGGCAGAACAAAGUAGAAUCGCCCAUAAUUUGGGCGGAAAAAGUCGAACUGCCGAUGUUAACAUCACUGAAAACAUAGAUUUUGCCGGGUUGUAUUUGUCAGAUUCUGUUCUGAGUGGUCUAAAAGAUUCUGGAUUUGUUAGACCUUCCCCAAUACAGUUAAAGGCUAUACCUAUAGGAAGGUGUGGUCUGGAUUUGAUAGUUCAAGCAAAGUCUGGCACUGGAAAGACCUGUGUUUUCAGCGUGAUAGCACUUGAAAGCUUGGCACUGGAGAGCAACAGCACACAGGUGCUUGUCUUGGCACCAACUAGGGAGAUAGCCUUACAGAUCCAGGAUGUGCUGACAUCUAUAGGCAGUGCCAUGAAAGGAUUGCUGUGUCAUACAUUUAUAGGAGGAAUACCACUGAAUGAGGACAGACAGAAACUGAGGAAGUGUCAUAUUGCUGUGGGGUCCCCUGGACGUGUCAAGCAGCUAAUAGAGCAAAAGAUUCUGAAGACUGACAGCAUCAGGAUGUUUAUAUUGGAUGAGGCAGAUAAGCUGCUAGAAGACAGCUUUCAGGAACAGAUAAACUGGAUCUACUCAAUGCUCCCAGAGAAUAAACAGAUGUUGGCUUUGUCUGCCACAUAUCCUGAGUAUCUGGCUCAACAUUUGACCAAAUAUAUGAGGAAUCCAACCUUUAUGAGGCUGAAUGCUAAUGAUCCAGCUUUAUUAGGUAUUAAACAGUAUUUUCAAACUGUUCUCUAUCAUCCACUACCACAGAAGGUGUUUGAAGAGAAGAUAAAGUGGCUCGUAAAACUUUUUUCAUCUGUGGACUUUCAUCAGUGUUUACUCUUCUCCAAUCUGCAGACAAGAGCACAAACCUUGUGUGACAUCCUUAAUUCUAAAGGUUGGCCCUCCACCUGUAUAUCCGGCAGCCAGGACCAGCAGUCAAGAAUGGAAGCCAUGGAUAAGUUGAAGAAGUUCCACUGCAGGGUGCUCAUAUCCACAGACUUGACUUCUAGAGGUAUAGAUGCAGAGAGGGUCAAUCUGGUCAUCAAUCUUGACCUGCCCAGAGAUCAUGAGACAUACCUACACAGGAUAGGCAGGGCAGGGAGAUAUGGCUCCUAUGGUGUGGCGGUUACCUUUGUAUGUGAGGGUGGAGAAGAGCAACAGAUGAGAGCAAUUGAAGCCAAGUGUGGCACACGCAUUGAGGUGUUACCAGAUCCUUUACCAACAGACCUUGCAAAGAAUAUUGACUAUCUUCAAAUGGGUGACUUGGUUUCUAGUGAACAGAUAAUUACGAGACCAGAGGAAGCAGGUGGUGAACCAACUGCUGGCCACCAGGUAGCUAAAUAUGUCAGGACCAAGAUGGGCUACAUGAACACCCAGAAGGACAAUUGUUCUGAUAUGGGUGAUGAGGCCACAGGUACUUGUCUGACUCCAGAAAAUGAAUGUGGCUUAAAGCAGACUAAUUUCAGUGAAGAGGUGUCCUGUUUGUCUGCCAAUUUUCUCAAUGGUACCAAAGAUGGUGGAAGAUAUAAGAAAAAUAAGAAACAAAACAAAACAGGCCAAAUAAAGCACAGUGGCAAUGAAGAUUAUUGUUCCUCAAAAGAGGGCUCAGUUCCAGAUUUUGAUCUAGAAGAUAAAUGCCCCCUUCCACCCCAUGAUGCACCGUCACAGAUGUCUACAAUGGCUUCCAAUAGCGUACCAACAUGUGACACAGGGACUUCAAAGAGUCACUCAGAGAAAGACCAAAUUGUUGCAAGCAUCUUAUCGAAAUUACAGUUGAAGAAGACGACAAACAGUGUCAGAUUAGCAUACAACAAUGUCCUUAAAAGUCACCAAGCUUUCAAACAACAGGAUGGAAGGGACGUUCUGCACCAAGAUUUAAAAGAGAGCGAGGAAGCAACAGAAGUGGCCAAGGCAGUUGAUGAUAAAGAAGAAACACCAGAUGAGAUAGAGACACAACAGUGGUCUUCCCUGGCAAAUGAGAUAGGAUUCUUACUGCAGAAAAUUCACUUAGAUCAACACCACAUGUUGUGCAGAUAUGAUUCCAAAGAUGUAACAAAUAGGUCUAGUUCCAGCAGUUUGCAGAAGCAUCCUGACCAAGUUUCAGGAGAGAAAGAAUACAAAAGUGGAAAACAUUUACCAGAAGAAAUACCCAAUUAUGCUGGAAAAAUCACACGCCCAAAAACUAGUUCAGAAAAGGCAGACAAGGCAGAAAAGACAGACAGCCAUCAGAGUACAAGUGCAAAUAUAUGUGGAAAAGCCCAGGGUAAUACCACCCAGUUAGCAGUUAAUAUAAAAGAAAAUUAUGAUACCCCCCAAAUAAAAUUAGGUGGAGUUUUGAAUGGAAACAUGCGGUCCGAUGAGCUAAGCACACUUGAUGUUGAAAAUAAUUAUGGGCUAAAGUGGGCACUGGACUCCAGGAAUUCCAUUGCUGCACAGGAUGGUGGAGAUGAUGGAGAAAGGGCUUCUUCCUCUGAGUUUGAAUCCACAAGGUCUAAUUCAAUCUACUCUUACUCAUCUGACGAGAGUAACAGUGAAGAUGAAAUAGAAGACACAUGCUUUGAUGGCGAUGAUGUGAUUCAGCAACAGAGCACUAAUCUUUGCCAAUACAGCUGUUAUGGAGGCUAUAGUGCUGAAAAUCAGUGGUAUCCUGGUUCAGAACAAUAUUACGCUGAUGCAUAUACAGAGGAAUACUUUAGAGAAGACAGUGGCUCACACUAUGAUAAUAUACACAGGGGUAAUUAUGAUACUGAAAACAAGGCAGAUCAGUAUUAUGAAGGUGGUUAUACAGUUUAUGACAGUGACCACUAUGGGCAAUAUAGCACUGCAGAUUAUUACUAUAGACAGAGCCGUGACUACAAAACAAAAUCUCAUAAUAAUCAUCACAAAAAUGACCCCAAAGAUGACAUAGAAUGGUCAGCAUGGCAGCAAUAUGAUAAGACGCGUGCAGAGGCUGCUGCUGCUGCUGGUCUUGCUCCCCCCAGCGCCAUCUAUUGGUUGCCUUGUAUGGUACCUGUACCAUGCUUUACAUAUACUAACACAGAUAUGCAGGCAUGGAUGAAAAGUUAUCAAGACUAUGUGGAACAAUACUGUGGGCUGUAUGCUAAUUGUGGAAAUAAUGCCCAGUUCAGUAAGAAAUGAUAUUAUUUACAAAUUAACAAGAAGAUGUUUAUGUGCACUGGACCGGUACUGAUAUCUGUCAGCUGUAUUUCUGAAAGUUUUAGCUUUAUCUUCAUGGUUUGUCUUUGUUUAUUUGGCCUGUCUUCUUUAAUUUGCCAUUAUUUGUUUUCCUUGUUCAUUUAAUCUAUUAAUACGUAAUUUCUUUAAUAUUUUUAUUUACCUGUUUUUAUUUAGUACAGUAUGUUUAAUUAUCAAUGUCAAUGCUCCUUAUAAAUUUUUCAGUGUUAGAUUUCUGUAUUGCUGUUUGUUUUGUAGUCUUUAUCAACAAAAACUGUACUUAAUUGCAUAAUGUAAAAUUACUGACUUUUCACAAAAAAUGUUUAGAUAUAUUUUAUUUCCUUAAAAAGCUGAUCAGAUUGUGUGCUUAAUUAGAAGUUGAUGAUAAACAAAAACAAUUAUUUUCACCAGAAAUUUGUUAAUUUGAGAAGGUAAAAAUUAACAAAAAAUCGUCUCUGUGUAAAUAUGGCAGUACUUUUUUUUGUUGGCUGUGCGGUAAAUUCCGUUAAUGAUAUCAAAAACGCUUAAAACAAGCAAAAUACCACCUGCAUUAUACAGAAAUAAUUUAGAACAUUGAUAUAAAAACUGUGCACUGAUAAAGUUCAUUAUGCAUAAUAAAUUGCGUGACCAGGUAAA
Molecule: messenger RNA, 3915 nt
Organism: Lingula anatina
Lineage: Eukaryota; Metazoa; Brachiopoda; Lingulata; Lingulida; Lingulidae
Molecular function (GO): nucleic acid binding; ATP binding; RNA helicase activity
Source: RefSeq, a predicted model, not a curated record